Mauremys reevesii (Reeves's turtle) is the source of this 645-nucleotide messenger RNA. RefSeq names its product zinc finger protein 2 homolog. The annotation marks the transcript as partial. The record is from RefSeq and is a predicted model, not a curated record. The transcript is spliced from 2 exons. Gene Ontology annotation, cellular component: nucleus. NCBI's taxonomy places the organism in Eukaryota, Metazoa, Chordata, Testudines, Geoemydidae.
UUCAUUCACGGAUCAAACCUUUCUGUUCAUCUGAGAAUCCACACAGGGGAGAGACCCUACAAAUGCCGUGAGUGUGGGAAAACCUUCAAUCGCAGCUCACACCUUAUUGCCCAUCAGAAAAUCCACACAGGGGACAGGCCCUAUAAAUGCUGUGAGUGUGGAAAAUGCUUCACUGAGAGUUCAGACCUUUCUGUACAUCAGAGAAUCCACACAGGGGAGAGGCCCUUUGAAUGCCGUGAGUGUGGGAAAACCUUCAAUCGCAGUUCACACCUUAUUAGGCAUCAAACAAUCCACACAGGGGACAGGCCCUACGAAUGCAGUGAAUGUGGAAAAUGCUUCACUAGCAGCUCAAACCUUUCUCAACAUCAGAGAAUCCACACAGGGGAGAGGCCCUUUGAAUGCUGUGAGUGUGGGAAAACCUUCAGUUACAAAUCAGGCCUUUCUAGACAUCAGAGAAUCCACACAGGGGACAGGCCCUAUGAAUGCAGAGAGUGUGGGAAAACCUUCACUCACAGAUCAGCCCUUUCUAGACAUCAGAGGAUCCACACAGGGGAAAGAUCCUACGAAUGCCAUGAGUGUUGUAAAACCUUCAGUCGCAGCUCACACCUUAUUAGUCAUCAAACAAUCCACACAGGGGAGAGGCCC